Ostrinia furnacalis (Asian corn borer) is the source of this 3246-nucleotide messenger RNA. Its product is annotated as serine/arginine repetitive matrix protein 2. The transcript has 7 exons. NCBI's taxonomy places the organism in Eukaryota, Metazoa, Arthropoda, Insecta, Lepidoptera, Crambidae. Bases 217 to 2202 code for a protein of 661 amino acids. The record is from RefSeq and is a predicted model, not a curated record.
AUAAGUCCACACCAGUCGAUUUUGUCGUUUUUCUCGUCUGUAGAUCAAUUUUUUGGUUAAUAAUUUUAAUACCACUAAAAAGUGAUGACACAAGCAAAGAUCAGCGUGUUUUGUACAGUAUAGACAUCCAUACAACUUUGUGCUAUAUCUGUAUAAUUGGGAAAACGGCAACUGUAAAAAUAUUGAAGACAGUGCAAUUCAAAGUCAGGUUGGAAAAUGCUUUCAGACGAAUCUAGCAGUGAUUCAGAAACUGGUAGAUUUAAAUGCAGAUCCAAACCUCAAGAUGAUUCAAAUAAAAGUAGGCGCAAUGAAGAUAGUACACGAUCAGUAAGAGGCAGGCCUGAAAAUGAAAGGUUUAGUAGGGAUUUUGAAAAAUCCAGAAAUGAAAGGGAUCGUUUUGAUAAACAUGCUAGAGAUCGUGAUAGGAGUAGGUACUCCAGAAACUCACCAAGUAGAAGGAACUCGCCAGGUAGAAGAAGACAUUCACCGAUUAGAAGAACCUCGCCUGCUAGAAGAAGUUCUCCUGUAAGAAGAAGCCCACUGGUAAAAAGAAGCUCACCAACCCGGAGAACUUCCCCAGCCAAAAGAAUAUCGCCAGUUAGAAGAAGAAAUUCUAGAGAAGAUAGACGAUCACAUGAAAGACCCAGACAUGAGGUAGAUUCAAGAAGUAGAGCUAAACCUCUAGAAAGAGGUGAUAGCCGAGAAAAAAGUAAACUUUCCAGACCACGAACUGCAAGAUCACCUGAACGCAAACGAGACAUGAAGGAGGAAAUCUUGCGUAAUAUUACUGUUGAAGACAAAUAUCCUGAAAAAGUUGGUAGAUCAAUAGAUUUAGAAUCAAUAUCUCCUGACCAUAGAAGUAAAAGAUCAGAAAUUUAUAGACCUCCUGCUACAGAAUCAAGGAAAAGAAAGAGCGAGAGUCCUAUAAUUGUGGAAGAACAUAGUGAUCCGUCAGAUGAAGUGCAACCAGGCUCUUACUACAGCUUAAUCCCUGCUGUGGUCAAAGAAAAAUCCGAAGAGUCAAGCGAAAUAGACUCUUCUGAUGAUGAAAAACUCAGAGCUAAGCUUUUAAAUUUAGAAAAAGAACUGCAUAAAUCAAAAAGGAAAAAGCACAAAAAGAAACACAAGAAAAGGCACUCAAAGUCUGGCAAAGAAAGUGAGCAAGAUACAGCCACAGUUGAAGUAAGCAGCACCACUGAUAUUCCUAGUAACACUAAAGCUGAGGAGCUUAACAGUGUGCCAGAAGUGUCUUCGACUCAAAAGAAUAGUCAGAAAGAAAGUGGUGAAGAGGGGGAAAUUAUAAGCGAUGAUGACUCCCAGGAGCAGUAUGAGAUAGACCCAAAUGACUUAAGACAUAAGUUGAAACGGUCAGUGCACAAAUCAGAUAGUAAGAGGGAUGUAUGUGGACCAGCCUUGCCUCCACAUUUGGAUAAACAUUCAAGGUCAAAGUCUCCAGUUUUGGAAGGACCAGCUUUACCUCCUCACUUGGACAGGAAACCAAAACAUAUAGGGCCGUCAAUUCCAGAGAAUAUGAGGAAAGUGCUCUCAGAGAGAGAUCCUCAAGAAUAUGUGAGUUCUGAUGAAGAUAUGGGAAUUGGACCCCUUCCUUCAGGAUCAGAGGAGAAAUGGUCGGAUGCUCAUCGUCAUCUUGAAGAGAGAGCUCUGGACAUGAAGAUAAGGAAGAUGGAGGGCCACUCAUUGGACAGAUCUAAUGUGAAGUCCAGAGAACAAUGGAUGUUGGAGUUGCCAGAAGGGAAAGCUAAAUACCUUGGCUUGGAGGCACGCAGCUUCAGGGCCAAAGAGGGACCUGAUAUGUCAGAUAGAUCUAGUUGGACCGACACCCCUGAAGAAAAGGCGCGUAAAGCCGCCGGCAUAGCCAAGGAAGAGGACUCCGACGCCGCCCUGCAGAGGGAAGCCAGGGCCCGCGCCAUCUCCAGCAGAGAUGAGCAGCAGGAGAUGGCAGUCAAGAAACACAAAAAGAAGCAUAAAAGAGAUGAAAGUUUAUUGGAUAUGCAUCAAAAGAAGUUGAAGAAGAAGAAAAAGAAGGAUGAAAAAGAUGACGAAAAGAAAGAACGUCGUCCCUUCAGCCGUGACGUAGAUCUGCAGGUGAACAGAUUCGACGAGGCUCAGAAGCGGUCUAUAAUCAAGAAGGCACAAGGUUUGGACUCCCGAUUUUCACGCGGCGAAGCAAAAUACCUGUAAAAUGUAGGGCGAAAGCAGAUGAUGGAUAUUGUACCAACUAAGCAACGGCUUGUUUGAUUCCAUAGACAGCGUGUGUUGCCUAAUAUAAGCUUCUAUUGUGAAAUUGACUUGAUUAAAUUUCAACAUUUAGAUUUUAUUAUCCUAUUAUUGUCGUUUUAAUAAUAAACUGACUAAUAUACAACAAGCAAUAAUUCGUUUGUCUCGAAUAUGUGUAAAGAAAUAUAAAAAUACAACAAGCUAUCCGUCCUCUGCUUAGAGCCGCGAGCUUCAGCCAGUAGAAUAGUUAAGUCAGUAAAUGCUGUCUUUUAUGUAGAUUUUAUGUAAUUAAUUAAGAUAUAGCUCAUACCCCUCAAAUAGGAUCUCGAAUGUACACCGCAAUAACGUAUUUACGAGAAGAUUGGACGCAGGAAAGAUAUUAUAAAUAGUUUUUGGUAAUAGAAUCAGUCAGUCGACGAAUGAAAUUUUUUGGCUCGUUUUAUGAAACGACACUUAAAUAUAAUUUUAUUUCAAGUGAGAGCAGAAAUUCAAGGUUUUCAUGCUUAAAAAGCAAUAAUGUCUCAAUUCGCUUCGUGUUUAAUUUUGAGAUAGAUAUUGAUUCUCAAUUGUCUGUUUGUUGAAUUUCAAUAUCUAGGCCAAAUACAGGCUAGAAUCUUUUCUCGAGUGUAGAUUCAAACUUGAGUAUCGUUUCAUCUAAUAAAUUACGGGCCUAUAUUAAGACUUAGUUAAUUAUGAUUAUACGAAUACGCUGGUAACGUAGUAAUCGUUAUGGCUUUUUACAUGAUUAUUAUCUAAUGCAAUACAAAAUUAAAGGCGUAUUAACGCUAAAGGGAGAAAAACAGAACAAUAGUCAUAGCGACUAAAAAAGUAUUUUAAUACUAUGUUUCGAACAGUACGCGUCGUAAUCUUUUAGCAAUGUUUUUAUUUUUCCAUAUUGUUAAAAUUAGCCAAUAACCGUUCUUGAUCGGAUCAAUGUGAUUAUUAUGAUAUGAAGCGUAUUUUUACUGGUAAUUAUUGUUACAUUGUACAAAAUCGUAUAUACAGAAA